Bursaphelenchus okinawaensis is the source of this 1432-nucleotide messenger RNA. The record is from the annotation of a GenBank genome assembly. Lineage: Eukaryota; Metazoa; Nematoda; Chromadorea; Rhabditida; Aphelenchoididae.
AUGACGGACGUUGACAAGCACGUUGAUGUAGAUGCAAUUCUCGAAGCUUAUGCGUGGAAGACGUUUCGAGAUGCCGUUGGCAUUAAAAAGUCAGGAUUGGACGCUUUUAAACACCUUGAACGAGAAGAAGCUGAGUUUACUAUUGUAAGUUAACUUGUUUUGUCAUCAUAAUUUAGGUAACUUUAUAUCUCAUCAAUGAUAUUUAGAAACUGUAAAUUUAUCGAAAAUUGUGAUUCUAUUCUACUAUAAAAGUAUCAAAAACAUGUUUUUUUAAAGUAUUUAAAUGAUGACAUUUCAAUACCAUUUUCGUCACUUUUAGGACCGCCGACGGCUAGUACUCAUCCAUGGUGACCCCGACUACAAGUCGAUGCAGCUGAGUGGAGCCAAACCUAACACAAUAUUCAAGUCAGUUUUCACGAACAACACUUCACAACCUCAGGCCUACUCGUUGAAGACGGAAAGGACUAGUGAGAGUAUCGUAGGAGUCGUCAGAGAACAAGGAUUCAUGAUUGGUGCUGAGGCUGAACUCACUUUGAAAACACCUUGUAAGUGUCAUUUAUGAUUGAAAGUCUAGAUUUCAAAGAAAAACGUUAAAAGCAAUUAUUUAUAAAUAUUUAAAUACAGAAACAUAUUAUUGUAGGUGAAAUAGCAGAGCUUAAAACCGGUUUCAAGCACGAAACUCACUUCAACAACCUGAACGAAACAACCAAAAGCGAGAUUCUGUCGUGGUCAGUAGACUCAAAUAUAAUGGUACCGCCUGGAGCACAAACUGAAGCUGCCAUUGUGAUAGAAGAACUUAACUACAAUGGUUCAUAUUCCCUACAAUCAACGUUAUCAGGAGUUGUAACUAUUGUCAUCAAACGAGUCAAAGAUGGAGCUUUGGUGCUUCCUGUCACUGCCAAUAUUGCUACUAUCUUCCAGGUAAAUGUUUUAUAUUGUUUAGAAAACAAUGAACGUUAUUAUUGUAUAUAGUUUAAAAUUUUAAACUGGUCAAAAAGUUUUUAGAAGUGGUUUUUUGUGCAAAUUUCACAUAAUUUUUGAGUUUUUUACCGAUUUUUUUGAGCAAAACUGAAAACUAACAAGUUUUUUGAAAAGCUUAUUAUAAUUUGUUCUUUAGGAUUCUAUGAACUCUUCCAAGAAGUUCCAACAUGUAGCCAUCGAAGACCGGAAGGUCAAAAUACAAUCUAAAGGCCACUGCCACUUCCAGGUAAGCAUAUCAAUGUUGUAAACUGCCAACACUCUGUCAUUUUAAAAGAACUGUUACCAGAGCAAAUAUUAAUUUAAGUAUCAAACAAAUUUCUAGAAAAUUUGGCUAUGUUACAGUAAUCUGUACUUUCAGUUCGCAAUGAAACAGUACGUUGAGCUUAAAGAAUUGUCAACUCCGCGUGAUAUGUCCAAAGAAUAUCAACGAAUGAACCUCCAAGGCAUUUAA